Molecule: messenger RNA, 6397 nt
Organism: Penaeus chinensis
Lineage: Eukaryota; Metazoa; Arthropoda; Malacostraca; Decapoda; Penaeidae
Gene: Epp
Product: protein UBASH3A homolog
Exons: 13
Coding region: 68-2161 (697 amino acids)
Molecular function (GO): protein binding
Source: RefSeq, a predicted model, not a curated record
GUCUUGAAGGGUAAACAUCAGAGGGUCAGAACUACAAGGGCAGAUCACAGUGCACAUAUUAGGAACAAUGGCAACACUUCCACCAAGAAAAAACCCAACCCCUACAAAAAUUUCACGACAGCACUUGUCCCCUCUGCAGAUCCUUCUACAGAUGGGUUUUCCGAAACACAGAGCAGAAAAAGCCCUUGCAGCCACAGGCCACCGGGGCGUUCAGUUGGCUUCUGAUUGGCUCCUUGCACAUGUGAAUGAUUCAACACUGGAUCUAGACUGCCCGCGGGAAUAUGUGGUUUACCUCUGCCCAUCAGGCCUUCUCUAUGAACAGAUCCAGAGUUUUUGGGUUGAAGCUCUUCAAAAGUGUGGCUGGAAUGGGGCUCAUAAUCUUGUCCCUCACAUAACUCUCUGUUCCUUUUUUAAGUCAGGGGAUGAAAAUUGUGAAGCUCUCGUUGCAUCUUUAAAAGAAGUUGUACGAAGUGUUAUUCCUGCUCUUCCCUCAACCUUGACCUUAGACAAGUAUAUAUCGCCAAAUUACAUGGGUCUGUUUUUAAAUGACCAGCAAGCUGAUAUUCUUAAGAAACUUGCUGUCACAUAUGUCAAGGAGGUUUCUCACAUGCUUGAAGCUGGGUGUUACGAGAAACUGGAGGUGAUGGCAGCAUGUCUGCCUUGGUGCACAGGGACAACUCUUUCUCAGGAAUACUGCACCACAGGCGAAGCAGCAACAAAAGCCUUGCACCUUACACUUGCCUACCAGUUCCCACCAUCGCACUUCUCUCGUCUGGAAUCACUUGUUGAUAUUGUGGACCCGAGAGCACCUGCAGCCUGGGAGGUGCGGCUCUACUCCAGGGACACCCGGAUUGUAGGAAAUGAGGUCCACAAAGUCUUAUAUUCUCAUGUCCCUCGAGAACCAGAUGAGCUUGAGCUGCUCAUCGGUGAUUUUGUUUAUGUUAAUGGAGACAGUUUGGGUUCAUCACCUGAUGGAUGGGUCGAAGGAACAUCAUGGCUUACUGGGAGUACGGGUUACUUGCCUAUUAAUUAUAUUGAACGAACAGCCGAAUCAGAUGCCUGGACGCUUCAUAAAGCAAUCCCAGUUAUAGGCAACUCCGGUUUAGAAGGGCUGGAAACGGCAACUUUCCCACGCCGUCCCCCAAUUUCCUUGUCUUUGCUGAACCUCCUGGAAAACAGUGAAGGCUCAAGACGCUCAACUGAAGUGCUUUCAGAAUCAUCAUCAAUGGAUCGUUUACAUUCUCGACAAGCUUCCUUAGAAGCAAACCAGUCGCCUUUGUUGCCAAAAUAUGAGGCAUUAGAUGCUCUUUAUGCCAAGGUGAAAAAGCCAAAGAAAGAUGCUCCCCUUUACAAGUUUCCAAUUGAAGGCCCAAGAAAGAUCAUUGUGGCUCGUCAUGGGGAGAGAGUUGACUUUACCUUUGGCGACUGGAUACGCUUUUGUUUUGAUGAAACAGGAGUUUACACUCGUCGAGAUCUGAACAUGCCAGAAAAACUGCCAUGCCGGAUAGGAGCACCACACAGUUUCUAUAAAGAUUGUCCCCUAACAAAUAUUGGUUUGCUGCAAGCGACUCUAGUGGGACAAGCCUUAAAAAACUCCAACACAGAAGUGCAUCAUGUUUUCUGCUCCCCAUCUCUCCGCUGUGUUCAGACAUGCACCAAUAUUUUAAAAGGAUUGGGCAUUGCUGAGCGAAUGCCAAUUAAUAUUGAGCCUGGCCUGUUUGAAUGGUUGGCUUGGUAUCAGGAUGGUUUACCUGUUUGGAUGACAUUAGAUGAGCUGAUUGAGGCAGGGUUUAACAUAAACCGUAAUUAUGAUCCCCUCAUCCGGAAAGAGGAAGUUAAGGACACCCAUGAAAGUUGCGAGCAGUAUUAUGGAAGAAAUGCUUAUGUAACCCAGAGUAUUAUAAAUACAACUCAAGCUCAAGGAGGAACAAUACUGCUGGUUGGUCAUGCAGCAACCUUGGACACGUGCACUCGACAGUUAGUUGGAGGUGCACCAAGGUCAGCCCAUGAGAUGACAUCCAUUAUCAAAAAGGUUCCCUACUGUUCCUUUUCCAUGGCGGGCCAGGAGACAUCCGGCGCCUGGUCGCUCCUCGAACCUCCCUUCCCUCCUGUGACCCACUCAGCAAAUAUGAGAUACGACUGGAAGGUCCUCGUCCCGUAGUUGUUUCCGUCCCUUCCCUCCCAGUGUCGAAUAGGUGUAAUGUGAUUAACAGUUGGAAGCCCUUUCUAACCACGGCUUUGAAUUCCAAUACUCUUGAAUGGCUCGGAAGAUUUAACAAGUACAGUAUUUGUCUGCUACCCUGACAGGUGAACAGAUGAAGAUUUGUCCAGGUAAUCAUAUGAUUUGUAGAGUGGCAGAGAUAUGGUGCUUUGUUAUCAUUGCAUUUUUUUUUAUUAUGUGCAUGAUGGGUCAGAAUAUGUUGUUAGUAUUUAUAUAUUAUAUAACUGCACCAAAAAAUGUCAUAGAGAAUUACUAGCUCACAAUAACUGUAGAUCCUUCUCUUUGUUCAUUUUUGUAUUCAAAACAAAGAUGAUUGAGGUUAGUAUUGUUUUAGAAAGAUUUUUUUCAAAGAGCAGGUAAAAAAUAAAUGGUUACUUUUACAUUAUGAAAAAGCCAGGAUAUUUAUAAAUUUUGUAAUUGCCCACACUUCCUUGGAUUAUUCAGUCCUUUUGGUGUGAACAAUUGCCUGUUUACUUGCUCAGUCAUUCCCUGAUAGACACACUAUGAACAGUCUUCAGGAUGCUACUUUUCAUAUGCUUGAUGCUUUUAUCUUUUUUUUUUUUUGUCACCCAAUAAUCCUAGUAGUGGAAACAAUGGUGGAUAUAAAGAUAUCUUGAAUAUCCCUUUUCAUAUGGCAUAUAGUACAAACAGGCUUAGAAAGGGACCAAGAGGAUUGCAUAAACCACUCUGAAGGAAUUGCUCAUUUGCCACUGAAUAUAGUCAUAACACAGCUGCACACUUCACAAAGAUGAAGUCUUGAAUGAUAAUGAACUGAAUUUGAUAUUUUAUGCUCAAGGCUAAGAAUACAAGUAUUUCAUCUUAUUAAUGCAUUAUUAUUGCAUUCCAAAAUCUAAUGUUGAUAUACAUUUAGGCUUCAUUUUGCUAGACACUCAGUCAGUAUGUAUACUGAAAUAACUGGCUCCUGUUUACAGCAUAACCUUGCUUUGGCGCCAGACUGGAAACUUUGCAAUGAGCUGCUAAGAUCUAAGCUUCUCACUUGAAAUAUGAGGCACAGGUCAGACCCAAGUUGAGAAUGUGAUUAAGAAUAUCUUAAGCCUGACAUUAACCAAAAUUGAUUAAGUUUUAUACUAAACUUAAAUAACGGAUAUUAUUGUUAGGAAAGAAAGAGUGUAAAUGCUGCACAGAUGCAUAAGUUUCAAGGUCCUGAAGAAUUGUGACAAAGGAAAUGUACAGCAGAACGUUUUAGUUACCCACACCCAAAAGUGUUUAACUGCUGUAACUACAAAAUUUCUUACAUACAAAACAGCUUAUCAUUUUGUAAACUCCCCAGUCUGGCUUUGGCUUCAUGUAAAGAAUUUUGGCAUAAGAAUGCAAAGGAUGUAACCUGCAGCUUCUCCACAGGAUGGCUGAAUAACAUUUUCAAAUUAUUAUGUAAUUUCUUGCCAGGAGUUUUGUUGCUUUUGCCUUGUUUUUAUUGGAGCUAAUAUAACUAAUUCUCUUGCAUGGUAUCAUUGUUUUAUAUUUUGUAAUUUAACUUGUAUAAUUUUAGCAAAUACUGGAUAAUCAUUACCAAUUCUUUUGAAGUGUUGAGAUAUAUAUUUUUAAUAUUCACAUGUUGUUGAUUGCACAAGAGAUGGAGUCAUUGAGGGAUCUUACAUAGCCUAAAAACUCCCUCUGUACUUCUGAUAUUGGCUUGUCAAUUGAGAGAGGAAGCCUGUAAUUCAGGAAUAGUUAAGCUUGUUUUUUUUGUUUUUAUUAUUAUUUAAAGUGUUUAAUGUUACCCUCAGAAAAGAUCACUGAUGUGUUUACAGUCUUUAAGAAAAUUACCAGUCAUUUCAAACAUUUUGUUUAUAAUCACAGAAGCUAAUUCAGCCACGAUUUUCAGCUAUCUUUCAUCCAACUGUUUGUGAAAUAGGAGAAAUGAGAACACUUUAACCAAGUGAAUGAACACAAAACAAAAUGUUCCUUUAGACAUGACUGAUCAUCUACCAUUAACAUGAUGGUUCUGAUGAGAAGUAGCAUUGGUAAUUAGUACACGGAUCAAGGGCAUUAAUAUAACUUCAUUUGAAAUUUUCCUCCCAUUGAUUGUUGUUUUUAAGUAUGAUAUUUUAUUUCACUAUUUGCAUGUUUUCAAUUCAUGAAUAGUAUGUUAGAAAAGAGAGUUAAUAGAUCUUUAAUGUCAUGGUUAUUAUUAUGUAGGUCAUAGAUCACCUGACAGAAUAUUAAACAAACUUUUAGAAAUUGUGGUCAGGGUAGCUCAUCAGGAGUAUAUGGAUUAUUUAAAUCACAUAUUUUUUUAUAUCUGCUUGUGAUUCUUCCCCCAUUUCAUUCCCCUUUCUGUCCCCUUUAACCCCUAAAGGACAAAAUUGGCAAUUGUUGUUCUCAGGUACGUGUGAACACUGAGUGAAAACUAAAGAAGGCGUCCCCCCAAAUAUUCUAAUUCAUUCAUCUUAGAAAUAUCCCAAGAAUAACUGCAGCUUAAAUAAUUGUGUAUUAAGGAAGACAGAGAACAAAUUGCACUUUUUCUAUUAAGUGCACAUAUAGCUCUGAACUUCGUGAUACUUUAGGGGUUAAAACAUUUUAUUUUCCUCAGCCAAUAUUUAAAUUUUUAGUGUAUUUGUACAUACUUCAGUAGACAUUGCCCAGUGAUAGUGAGAGAAAGACUUGUGAGUCUGUAGCCUCACCCACCGCACCUUACCACCGAUGGUUUGUGAUUUUUAUUACAUUUGAUUGUUGAUGAUUAGAAUGAUGAUAACUUAGGAUAAUUUGAAUAAACUUGUUAUGUAAUGAGUUAUAGUGUAUUUUGAAAUACAGUGAUUUAUGAUGAAUAAGUGUGCUCUCUCAUUCGAGAAAUUUUAAUGUAAGAAAUUAAUGAUGACUUUAUUUCUUCAGGAGGCAAUAUUUUUUUAGAUAUUGUCAUUGUUACAUUUUUGAUUAUGUGAUGUAGCUGUAUUUUUAGGUGUUUUUUCUUUUCAUUUCUUUUCUUUUCUUUUUGUCAUUCAAUUGAAAACCUAGAAGACUGGAAUGAUGGUACUCGAGUUCCUGUAUUGGUGUCAUCUUGCUUUCAAACCAGUCAAUGAAAAUUUUUCUGCACUAAGUGUUUGAUCAUUUGCAUGUGUCUGUGAAAUGUGUUGUUGUAUUCCCAUAGCAAAUCCUUUGUCUGGCUGCCCUGUUUGGCCUUUAAGGAGCCAAAUAUUUUGUGCAUCUAUUCCAGUUGGUCAAUCAUAUCUGCAGUUUUUACCUUUAUUGUAAGGGUUAAUGUGAUCUUUGCCUUAUAUUUGUCCUAGGAGCGUUCGUUAUGGCAAAAGAUGGGUAGCUUAGAGUAGCAUGAAUAGAGCAUAACUCUUAGAUGAGCAUUUGAAUUGGGAAAAUGAGAUACUGUAGGGCAGAAUGUGUAAUUAUUGAUUGUUGUGUAUUGAAUGGUUACUCAAGAGAAAAUAUUGAAGGAAAAAUAUGUAGAAACAGAAUAUGUAAACAUUGGCUUUAAUCAGUAUUCACUAGAUUAAAAAUUAAAUAGGAAAAAAGCAUACUGUUGUGAAAAUGUGUCCCAGAUGACACCUUUAAUCAGAAUUCAUAAGUGUUAUGUGCAUAUGAGGAAGUGCUUGUUGUGCGACAUGCUUUCCUUCGAUAGUAAACAUGGAAAGUUCAGUUUUUAUUUUCUAGUCACCUGUUACCAUAGUAUAGAUUUAGGUCAUAUGACCCUAUAUUACAGAUCAUGUUAAGAUUCUUUUGUCUUUUUCAUUUGCUUUUUUUUUCCUUCCAUUUUCAUUUGAACUGACUUGGCUUCUUAUUCCCCCUAAGUAUUUCAUGUUGAAAUGUCAUGGAUAUUUCACUAGUGAUUAUUGUCACAAACUGUAUAUAAUAUUUUACAACUUGAGUGAUGAGUGAGCAGAUAAUUCAUUCACUCUUUUCUAGCUUGGUUAUGGAUGCUUUGAGAGUCAAAGUGUACACUUACUCUGGUUUCUAAGUUUACUGAAACCCCCCAAGUUGGAAUGCUGAUUCAAUGAUGGCCAUUUUUACACUUUCUUGACUUGGUGAUACUUCAGUAAAAGUAUUAGUAUUUAUGAAAAAAACAAGACAUCAGUGAGGGACAUCCCAGUGAAUUUGACCAUCAGAUUAAUAUGCAUUAAGGCCUACAAAUACAAUGUUAACAAUGUAGAAAUACUCUAGCCAUCUAUGUAAACAAUGAAGAAAUGAAUAUUACGGUGCUUUAAA